Molecule: messenger RNA, 6144 nt
Organism: Rhineura floridana
Lineage: Eukaryota; Metazoa; Chordata; Lepidosauria; Squamata; Rhineuridae
Gene: KCNB1
Product: potassium voltage-gated channel subfamily B member 1
Exons: 3
Coding region: 151-2748 (865 amino acids)
Biological process (GO): potassium ion transmembrane transport; protein homooligomerization
Cellular component (GO): membrane; voltage-gated potassium channel complex
Molecular function (GO): delayed rectifier potassium channel activity; protein binding
Source: RefSeq, a predicted model, not a curated record
CCUCCCCCGAAAUCCCACGCCGCGUCGUUUCCCUGGGAUCGUGGCGACAGAAGCAUGGAGGAGAAGGAGAACAGAUGAAGAGAUCCUGCUCAGAAGCGUGAGUGCCCUGGAAGGUUUCAUCAACCUCUUGCAGCCUUAUAGGGACAAGCAAUGCCUGCGGGAAUGAAUAAGCAUGGAUCUCGAUCGACUACCUCUUUGCCUCCAGAUCCCAUGGAGAUUGUCAGGAGCAAGGCCUGCUCCAGAAGGGUCAAGCUUAACGUGGGAGGCUUGGCCCAUGAGGUUUUAUGGAGAACCUUGGACAGGUUGCCACGAACAAGGUUGGGUAAGCUUAGAGACUGCAACACCCAUGAAUCCCUUAUGGAUAUAUGUGAUGACUAUAACUUAGAGGAGAAUGAGUAUUUCUUUGAUAGGCACCCAGGGGCAUUUACUUCUAUCUUGAACUUUUACCGCACGGGCAAGCUGCACAUGAUGGAGGAGAUGUGUGCCUUGUCCUUCAGCCAAGAACUGGACUAUUGGGGGAUUGAUGAGAUCUAUCUGGAGUCCUGUUGCCAGGCAAGGUACCACCAGAAAAAGGAACAGAUGAAUGAAGAGCUCAAGAGGGAAGCGGAAACAAUGCGAGAGAGGGAAGGAGAGGAGUUUGAUAACACCUGCUGCGCCGAGAAGAGGAAAAAACUCUGGGACCUUCUGGAGAAGCCCAAUUCUUCUGUAGCGGCCAAGAUUUUGGCAAUCAUUUCCAUUAUGUUCAUCGUCCUCUCCACAAUUGCUUUGUCACUCAACACUCUGCCUGAGCUCCAAGGCACAGAUGAGUAUGGACAUCCCACCGAUAACCCCCAGCUAGCCCAUGUAGAGGCAGUGUGCAUUGCAUGGUUUACAAUGGAAUACCUCUUACGGUUCCUCUCUUCUCCGAAGAAAUGGAAGUUUUUUAAAGGACCACUGAAUGCCAUUGACUUGCUAGCCAUCUUGCCCUACUAUGUCACCAUCUUCCUCACAGAGUCAAACAAGAGUGUACUUCAGUUCCAGAAUGUGCGGAGGGUCGUUCAGAUAUUUCGUAUCAUGAGGAUACUCCGAAUUCUAAAGCUAGCUCGGCACUCCACCGGCUUGCAGUCCCUGGGAUUUACACUGAGGAGAAGCUACAACGAGCUUGGCUUGCUCAUUUUGUUUUUGGCCAUGGGCAUUAUGAUCUUUUCAAGCUUAGUGUUUUUUGCGGAAAAAGAUGAGGAUGAUACAAAAUUCAAGAGCAUCCCAGCAUCCUUCUGGUGGGCAACCAUAACUAUGACAACAGUUGGCUAUGGAGACAUCUACCCUAGAACACUCUUAGGUAAGAUUGUUGGUGGGUUAUGCUGUAUUGCUGGCGUCUUAGUGAUCGCUCUCCCUAUCCCAAUCAUUGUAAAUAACUUUUCAGAGUUCUACAAAGAACAGAAGAGGCAGGAAAAAGCCAUCAAGCGCAGAGAAGCUCUUGAAAGAGCAAAAAGAAAUGGGAGCAUUGUAUCCAUGAAUAUGAAGGAUGCUUUUGCCCGUAGUAUAGAACUGAUGGACAUAGUAGUUGAAAAGAAGGGAGAAAAUGAUGGGGAAAAGGAUAAAAUUCAGGACAAUCAUUUAUCCCCAAGCAAAUGGAAAUGGGCCAAGAGAUCUCUCUCUGAAACUAGCUCCAACAAAUCUUUAGAGACAAAGGAACAAGGUUCGCCAGAAAAGGCUCGGUCUUCUUCCAGUCCUCAGCAUCUGAACGUCCAACAACUGGAAGAUAUGUACAACAAAAUGGCAAAAGCUCAGUCACAGCCCAACCUCAAUGUGAAGGAGUCAGGCCACCCCAACAAGCAAAAAGAAGAACUAGAAAUGGAGGCUAUUCCUGGUCCUAUGGUCCCUUUGCUGACCACUCGGGCAGAUGGAAUAAUUGACAUGAGGAGCAUGUCAAGCAUUGACAGUUAUAUAAGCUGUGCUACAGAAUUUCCCGACUCAGGGAGAUACUCCCAUAGCCCACUAACUACACUGCCUAGUAAAGGUGGAAUUAAUCCACUUCAGGAUCCGUAUAGGCCAGAGGGAAGUGGGACAAAAUUCAUGGAGAUAAAACCAAAUCUAGAAAGUGGUCAUUGCUCUACCUUUUUCAUAGAAAGCCCCAAAAGUUCCAUAAAACUCACCAAUCCUCUAAAAUUAAGGUCCCUGAAGGUUAACUUUAUAGAAGAAGAUGCUGUAGGAUCGUCAGCAUCAAACGUCUUAAGAAUAUAUCCAGAUCCCCUCAAGAGCAGGGGACCUACAGGAGCAGCUACAGAUAGCUCCGGACACUCUGAUCGGUCUUUAAUGAGUCCAGAAACCUCUGUCUAUACUACUGCAAGUACUCGAACACCCACAAAAUCUCCUGAAAAGCAGGCAGCAAUAGUUUUCAACUUCCAUGAUGCUGGGGUACAUAAAUAUAUUGAUGCCGACACUGAUGAUGAAGGUCAGUUGCUGUAUGACUCAAGCCCUCCCAAAGCCCCACCAGGAAACACAAGACCCAAAUACAGCAUUUCACAUGGUGGCUAUCUAAGGCAAAGGGAUAGCGUUUAUAGAACAGAGAAGAACCAUUUAGAGACUGCUGCUUUACCCUCCUCACCCAAGCUUAUAGGGCAAAAUUGCCUUUAUUCCAUGGAAAGUAUUACUGGAAGAACCCAUGGUAAUCAGGAAACUAUCAGAUUAGAGAACCACAUUUCACCUGAGGUUCACAUAUUACCAGGUGGAGGAGGACAUGGCAACACACAUGAUCAAAAGAUCUGACAUGUACCCCCCAAACUUUUGUUGAAAGCUGAAAAGGAAUGCCUUUACACUCGACACACAAAGAAGAGCUUCUGCAUGGCAUGAACCUUUGACUGAAACAAGCCACCUGUUUUGUAAAAGCCAAGAGGAUGCCCUCAAGGUGGGCUUAGGGAGAAGUCCACCUCUGGAUCCACUGCAAUGUUGUUGCCCCAAGUCAUCAACUGAAAUGAAGAGUGUGCACCUUGAUCAUAAUUUGAUCUCCUUUCACCUUCCUUCAUUGAAGUCAGUGUGACCAAUAUGCCAUUCACUCCCCACCACCUAUUUUUAAUGGAUCUGUCUGAUAGCAAUGCCAGUAUCUGAUUUACUUAACCCUUUUAAAGGAGGCCAAGGUAGCCAGAGUCAAAUACUGGUGGGAUACAGUAAUACGAAAUGCAACACUUUUUGCAUAGGGGCAACUGUUCCAAACAUUCCCUUCUAUGCCUUCUUCUCUGAAGGAUUCAAGGUCUAAAGGUAACAGGGUGGGUUGCUUAAAUUGCAGAUUCAGUGAACUGAGAAAUAAACUAUUUAAAUUCUCUGUGUGUGCUUAAUACUUAAAGAGUCAUUGAGACCUAAAGUUGUCUUUUUAGAAUAGCAGCAGGGUGAGUUGCACCACUUGUAUUUAAAUCCAAAACACCCCUUCAAAAUUAUGUUUAAAAAUUGCACUUAUUAUUGCUAAUAGUAAUACCAAAUCGGAGAUCAGGAAAGCCGUUUUUAAACUAGGGUUAGAAAGGCAGUUCUUAAACCUGAAGACAAUGGGGAUGUGUGAUGAAGGAGGCUUUAUUCUGUUCUGAUGGGUGAGACAGGGUUCAUUUUGUGUUCUUAGGAGAGAAGAGCAAAGACAGAUCUCAUCCUUUUGUGUGUUGGGGGAAGGUAUCCUUAGUAGGGUACUACCCAAAAUCCAACCCUUGUGCAAACUAAAGGAAAGUGCAAUUCCUGGAGAUUGUGGCCAAAACCGAAAACAUUGUGUCAUUAAGCUGGGAGUCAUCUCCAGCACAAAAUAAGCUAAAGUAAAUCUAGUAUGAUAAGGAAUUAAUGUCAGCUCCCUCAAUCAUUUGCACACACUUUCAUGGCUUACACUCAAUCUGUUCUCCAGCCUAGAAGAAUCUUCCUGCCACGUUUUGCACUUAAAUAGCGCAGAAUGAAAAGAUAUGCAAGUUUUACAUACAUAAAUAUGCAAAAAAAAUCCUAAGCAAUGAGCCUGAUCCUCUUCUCAUUUGGACUGGUGUAAAUAAUAAUAGGCUCCACUGGAGUUUCACACGGGUAAAUGGGAAGAGAAUCAAGUUUCAAAUAUUUUAUUUUUAAACUGGCCAUUUUAAAGAAAACCAUAAAUACCAGCUUGGAUUUAUAACUUAUAUUGGUAUAUUAAAUCUAGUAUCAUUUACUUUUGUUGAUAUUAAAAGCACUUUAUGUUGAUUUUAUGGUUGCUUUUGAUGAAGGUGGGAUAGAGAAGCAGAGAGAAUGUAUUUUUUAAAAACUAGCACUUUAAAACAAGCACUAUCUUGAUUUGUGCCUCGUCACAUCUGUGAUUUGUUACCCAUUUGGUAACGAACUGCGAUAACUGUGAUGAUAAACACUUAAUGUUGUGUCCAUUGUUACUAUAGUAUAUAUGUCAUUGAAACUUUGACUUCUCUUUUGUACUCUUAUACAGGAAACAUUGAUGUGGACACAUGGUCCAGUAUAAGAGAUGAGCAGUAUAAGCAGAAGCCUUAGGUCAUUGCCAUCCAAAAAGAAACACAUGAGAAACAGACAAGCUCAUCUAAACUUUAGAGCAAACUGGUAAAACUAGUAUAGGAAAAUGUUGUUUUCUCAUUUUGCCCUACAAUAAUAGGAGUAUCAUUCAGUUUUUCUAGGAAGAGACCAACAAAGGUGCAUUUAAAUUUAAAGCAGCUACCUAAUGUAUAAAUAAAGCAAAGCUUCAUGAGCAACUCUUCGAAAAAAUAAACAAGUGGGGAAAGUGGAUUAUAUACAAAAUUUUCACUUGGCCAUUUUAAAGAAGUGAGGAUUAAAGAACUGGGAAUGAUGACGUUUGGCUUUUUGUCCAAUACAUCAGAUUAAGGGUGCUCCCAGAUGGAUGCUCAUUGUGGGAUGGAUGUUCCUCAUGCAUGCAAUUUUUUUGCAGCAUCCACAUGACAUCGUUGGCAUCAAAAUGCCAGCCUGUAUCCCUCUCCCAUAUAUUAAUCCCAAUUUAUCCUUUCAGGGGAAAAUCUUGUGUUUAAAAACCUGUUUGCAGUAUCUGAAUGAUCCCUUUACAAUAUUAAACUUCCAUCUGGAAGCACCCAAACCUUUUUAACCAUGAGUGUUAUAAGUGGAGUGGAUUGCACCUACUGUGAUAUGUAACUACUUGCAUGCAAUAGGCUUGGGGUCUUAAUUCUGAAAUGCAACUCUGUAAGUAAUAUAUUGCAUCCAAAAAAACCCACAACUACCCACCAUCUGAGUAGAAACAUUUUGUCAAGUAGCUAGCUACCUUUCUAAUGUCAAACAGCUGUUGGCUGGUCCUGAUCGUCAUUCUUCUCCGUUCAAGCUGUACUGUACUCCUGCCUCUCUUGCAUGCAGCAUGGACGGACAAAAGCAAUAAGCACAUGUUAAUCUUAGAAAAUUGUUGUGGGUUGUAAUUAUCGCUUUGUUAAGUUAGCCCUUUGGCUGCACAGUAUUCUGUGUAGGUAUGGAUAUUUUGCACAUUUGCACAAUUAUUCAGCAAUCCAGUAAUAUUGGGAUGUUUUCCACUAACAUGGGUAUAGAGAGAGGUCACCACAUCAAGAUAUGAAUAAAAUCAAAUUGUGGACAGUUUAGGCCAGUAAAUGUGGUUCAGCAAGAAGUUGUACAGUCCAUAACCAAAAAUGUGCCUCUGUAUACAAAAGUCUCGACAAGGAAGCAUUAUUUUAAAUGAACCAUUCUUCAAAGUUAGUGAUCAGGCUUUGUCCAUUCAAAAUUUGUAUUAAGGAUGAGUCCCACAGUAAUUAAUAUAUGUAAUUAGGAGAGCUAAUUUGUAACAAUCAAAUAGGUAUUAGGAACUAAUGAUAUACCAAAUGAGGUUUAAGCAUAUUAUUGUAGAGAUUCAUUCUUAAUCAAACUGGCUAUGAAGUGAGUUCUACUGAACUCAGAGGGCUUAUUUCAUGCUUCAGGCUCUAGACAUUAUUAUUUUAGGGAAGAAAACCAAUUGCACUGGCAAAAUUCACAUGGAGUUUAAGGGCAGAAGGGUUCAAUUGUUUCAAGAUUGGGAUUGACAAGGAGGCAAGUGUUGUGGCUUGACCCAGAAAAGGCCUGCUUAUGUGCUUAAGUUCCACACUGAAGCAAAGACACGUGAAAUUGAUCAUUUGCAGGUCAAACCCCUAAAUUGUUUGUGUUGCAAGUCUGUCAUGUCCAUCAUCAGCACAAAUG